AUGUUAAUAUUUUUAUUACAAAUAAUCUCAGCAACUUAUUUGUCAAUCAUAUCAGAAGAUAGUAAAUUGGCAUCAAUAUAAAUAAUACAGCCGAAAUCAGGAAACACAAAACGUUUAGUUUAUAGAUUGGGGACAGAAGAUGAGUAAUAGAAUAGUUAAAUUAUAUUUAAGUUAAUGUAUUAUAAGUGUAAAUGGUGAACCAUUAUUUACAUAUAAGAUAAAAGAUCAUGAAUUUGAGAUCUUGACAGGAUUUUCAACAUCUGAUGGAGUCAAGAUAGUAGAUCCAGAGAACAAAUUUUAUUUCCGAGAUCUUUAAUAACCAAUGUUAUUCGUUUUAGAUGAUUUUGAAAUUCCAUUAGAUGGUUGGAGUGAUACAAGAGUAUCAUAAUGUUAGACAAUACAAAAUUAUUUUUUGGGAGGACCUUGCUAUUUUUCAAAUAAUACAGUUUCAAAAACAUUUGUAGGUUUACCAUCUCAUGAAUAUAUUACAAUAUCAUUUAAUUUUCAUUUUAUUGAUUAAUGGUAGGGUGAAAUAGGAUAAUUAAAGGUAGAUAAACUAAUUGUAUGGUAAGAUACAUAUAAUUGGUGUGAUAAAGUAAUGCCAUGGUUAUGUUAUAAAUAAGGAAUUAAUAGUUGUGGAGGAGAAGCUCCAGAUUAAAUAGGAUAAGCAAUUAGAAUAACAUUAUAUCACAUAAAUUCAUUUGUAAACUUAGAGUUCUCAACAACUUUAGGUAAGAAAGAUGCAUGUUAAGCAUCAUGGGGUAUUGAUAAUGUUGCUAUUUAUGUAUAUUGA
This is a messenger RNA of Paramecium pentaurelia, 793 nucleotides long. Lineage: Eukaryota; Ciliophora; Oligohymenophorea; Peniculida; Parameciidae. The record is from the annotation of a GenBank genome assembly.